Molecule: messenger RNA, 2369 nt
Organism: Thalassophryne amazonica
Lineage: Eukaryota; Metazoa; Chordata; Actinopteri; Batrachoidiformes; Batrachoididae
Gene: zc3h14
Product: zinc finger CCCH-type containing 14
Exons: 17
Coding region: 119-2161 (680 amino acids)
Biological process (GO): regulation of mRNA stability
Cellular component (GO): cytoplasm; nucleus
Molecular function (GO): poly(A) binding; metal ion binding
Source: RefSeq, a predicted model, not a curated record
CGGAAACGAGCCUAUGAAUCUUCUUACUCGAAACACGAUUCGAAGUUUCGAUGCUACGUGUGUCGAAGCAGUCGGGAACGCUCUUUCGUAAUUUGUUUUCUCCGCUAAAACGGUAAUUAUGGAGAUUGGGGCAGAGAUUAGCAAGAAAAUAAGGGCCGCUAUCAAGGGCAAGCUUCAAGAACUCGGUGCUUAUAUCGAUGAAGAGCUUCCUGACUAUAUUAUGGUGAUGGUGGCAAACAAGAAAACCUCUCAACAGAUGGCUGACGAUCUCUCCCUUUUCCUUGGAAACAACACUAUUAAGUUCACAGCCUGGCUACAUGGUGUCCUGGAGAAAUUAAGAUCUGUUACAGUUGAGCCUGCACCCACCAGACAUCAAAUCCAGUCCGACAGUGGUGCCGUCGCAGGAACAAGCCGCUCUUUUGAAGACAGCAGCACAGAGGAGCCAAAGGGCUUGACUGUGUCCAGCUCACGGUCCGACAGGAUGGAGAGCCGUGUGUCCAGUUCUGCCGCUGAAAGAAGAGGGUCCUUGGAGAAGAGUUCGUCUCGCUUGACAUCCACGGUUAAACCGCUAAUGGAGCCCCUCCCCUCAGAGGCCGUUAUCGACAUUAAACCUGAGUUGGACGAUGACCUCAUCGCAGAGGAACCCGUGGAGAUAGGUGGCAUUCGGAGCCGUUCUCGUGGCGCAGCCAGCAGACCCACAGCUGAGAUCUACAGACCCGUUCAUAGCAGGUUGACACUGACAAGCCCUGCAGACACGUGUCGGCCCUCUGAGGGAUCGUCUCACAAUAGAAGCAGCAGACCCACCAGAACUAGCUGCAGUAAGGAGGAGUUGUCACGUAAACGGAAGGCGCCGGUUGCAAGUUCAGUUGUGCGAGUGAACCGAGUGACCGACGAGGACAGCGACGACAUGGAGGAAGAGGAUGCAGGCUGCACAGGAAGAGGCGUGUCCAGCAGAGUGUCGCUGCCAUCCAAACCAGAACGCAAACCGACUCUGCCACCGGCCAAGCAAGCAAACAGGAACCUAAUAUUGAAAGCCAUCUCAGAAGCCCAGGACUCAAUCACCAAAACAACAGCCUACGCAUCAACUGUUCCCAUAUCACAGAGGCAGACAGUUCCUGUUGCACCUCGUACCCGCUUGGCCAGCCCUGAGGAGAUGACUGCAGCCAUCCAUCUGGUCCAGGAACACCUCCACAGCCUGGCCCCCAGGGUUCAGGCCAGCACCUCUGCAGAGAGCAUCUCCACCAGGACACUUGCAGAUUCUCCACCAGCUCCUGGUAGAUCUUUAGCUUCACGCCUUCAGUUGGAUGUAACAGAGAGCAGUGAUGAAAGAGAGCAGUGUGACUAUGUGGCAACAGGCAAUGAGACAAAGACAUACGAUACACGCUCCUUCAUAAUGAGCCAAACUAAAUUGGAACAACCUGCAGCCAGCCGCCAGCAGCAACUUCCAGGCAAGGAGGAGGUCCAGUCGUCUGUACCACGUACCGUCCAGGCUAGUAAGGAGAAAGGAGACAGCCCAAAGUUCAUUGUGACGCUAGAUGGGGUACCAAGCCCGCUUGGGAACCUCACGGACUCUGACAUGGAUGAGGUGAGACCACCAGCGAAGGUCACAGAUGCAACUAUCCACCUAAACCGGGACUCCAAAGUCAGUGUUCUUCACAGGCUGCAGGGAGGCAUCACUUCAUUUGAAGAGGAAGGGAUGGACUUUGAGAUGGUGGAAGACGACUGUGUUCCUUUGAAGAAACAUAAGUCCAUGGAGCGAUGCAAGUUCUGGCCUGUGUGUAAAAGCGGUGAUGAAUGUAUGUACCAUCAUCCCACAACGCAGUGCAAGACUUUUCCUAACUGCAAAUUUGGGGACAAAUGUCUUUUUGUCCAUCCGAACUGUAAAUACGACGCCAGGUGCACCAAGCCAGAUUGUCCGUUCACUCAUGUCAGCCGCAGAGGCAUGGUUGCUCCUCCCCCCAGGCCAGCAGUGCCGGUAGCACAGACCACCAGUGCAUGUCGUUUCUUUCCCGACUGCAAGAAGACGGACUGUCCCUUUUAUCACCCCAAGCCUUGUCGCUUCGCGGCUCAGUGUAAAAGAGCUGGAUGUACCUUCUACCACCCGACUCAGUCUGUACCACCACGACAUGCCCUGAAGUGGACAAAAGCUCAAAGCAGAUAGUAAAGUCCAAGAGGAACGACCGUGUGCAGACGACAUCUGGAGCUGUGGAAGAUUUUCUUUUACUGUCUUUUGUUUCUGAUAGUUAAAUUUCAAUGUUGUUUGUUUUUUGGCUGUAUUGUGCUACUUUGACUGAUUUUAAAGGAAAAAAAAAAAAGUUUUGUAAGUCAACCCGUGAAUCAUGGAGACUAUUAAAAUAUUCCACAUUUUA